UGACGCGCUGGCCAGACGGCGGACAUGACGUCGGAAGCCGCCUGCCGGCCGCCCAGCAGUGCCUUCAAGCUGAACGCCAUCUGCGAGAAACUCGCCCGCAGCUCGGACCCGGAAGACCUGGCUGUCCCCAUGGCAGCGGGCGGAGACGACGCCUGCGCCGACGAGGCGCCCGACGACCUCUGCUCACCGCGGGCGCCGCCCCCUCCUCUCCGGGACCCGACCGAAGAGGACGACCUCGACGACGAGAGGCCGCAAGCUGCCUUGAACGGGGCCUUAACCGACGACAAUUCGGACGACAACGAAGCUGACGACGACGUUCCGCAGGAACCUGCCCUGGUUGCCGUCAGCACAGCCGCCGCCGCCUCCUCGAUGCCCACGGGUGCCGCCUUCAGCGAAGUGCCUUGUCCCUGGCCGGACACUGAGAGUGCCUUGGACGGACGCAUGCGCAACAAGAGGAAGAACUUCCAGCCAAAGAACAUCGCCGCCGCCGUAUUCGCCGACUCUGACGAAGAUGAGGAAGAGGACGACGACGAGGAUGAGCGGGAGGACGCUGAGCAAGGCGUACAGACUCGGCCCCCACUGAUGCUGGCCUCGGCGCCGGAUGCCGCUCAAGACGGUGACGACGAAGACGAUGACGGUGCCCUGUCGCCAUCGGUGUGCUUCAAGGAAGCCGCCACGUCCUCAGUGACGACGCCUCCUCCACCAGUGCUGACGACCCGUUCGGAAGGUUUAGUUUCCAGCGCAGUUCGUGAGGAAGGACCCCUGGACCUAAGUGACUGUGGCUCGAUGCGCCGAAAGUUGCAGCAGCCCGUCAAACGGGUUCUGUUCAACAGUAGCGCGGUGUCCGCGGAGGGCGGAGGCCUGGCCUUGCCGAGGCUCUCCAGCUUUACAGAGGCCGUGGUGGACCUCAGUGGUGGGAGUGGUAGCGGUGCUGGUGGUAGCCGCAGGAACGAGGACGAUGACGAUGACGUGCCGACUUCCGUUGUGGAGGACGGCAGAUCGUCAUUGCCGUCUCCCUUGCGACAGCAGGCGCCCUGUAACGAACCGCCUGUGACCGCGGCCGGUGGUUCCUCGCCUUUUAUGGGCGGCUCACGGCAGCAUCACCUACACCAUCAUCAUCACCAUCACCAUCCGCAGCAGCAGUUGCCGCCUCAUCAGCAUCAACAACAGUCGCACCCACCGCAACCACAGCAGCUGCAGCAGCAACCACCUCCAGUUCAACAUCAGCAACAGCACCGAGCCGCUGAUGCUAGCCUUAUGAAGGACUACGCGGAAAACACGAUGAAGGAACUGCUGAGCAUGUACGGACUGCACGAUGUGGUCGAGUCCAUAACCAAGCAUGUGCCUCUACAUCACUUUUCCUCCGGCAAAAUCUUGGAGAGCAUGUCUCCGGGAGCUCUGCUAGGCACGCAAGCUUUCCUACAGAACAUCGAAGCCGUCGCCAGAGCCAAAGAUCAGGCGGCUGCGGCAGCGGCCGCCGCUGGUGCCAACAGCCAGCAACAGCAGCAGUCCGGAGGAACGGGCACAACGGCGGGAACUGGCGGUCCACCCGUGCUCGUCUCGUGCCUCGGCUCGGCGCAGCCCGGUCCGGGAGGGGCUCUGUCGGCGCCACCGCUGAGCCCGGCCUCUUCCAGCUGCGGCAGCACGGGUGCCUCCCUGACCGACGCGACCACGGCCGUGUCGGGCCGCGGCGCGCUUCCCCCGCGGUUAUCGCCCGCGCCGGCGGCCCCCUGCUCUGCCGACGUCUUGGCCAACAAGGGGACAUCGGCAGCCGGAUCCACUCCCGGGGACGUGGCCAACAAGGCGCUGCAAAUGGCUGCGGCCCAGUCGCUGCUUGGUAGUCAUGCGCAGGGGAUGCUUCCUCAGGACAUGGCGACCACUUUACUGACGCUGGCCACCCUGGGUGGCAAGAUGGCGCCCGAGGCGCUGAACAACACCCUCGCCGCUGGCGGCGUCCUGGCCAACGCUCCCGUCUCGUCAUCGUCUUCCAGCGGCGGUGGAAGCAGCCCGCUCGCAGCUGUACCCACCAUGAGCCAUGCGGCCGGUCUCAUGAGCACGAAUCUGGCAAACUGCCUUUCGGUGAAACUGGACCAGCCCAAGGUUCCACCCAUCGACUACUCCCGCUACGUGCGCAGGUACUCCAGCGCGACUCAGUGUGGCAGCAAUUACUGCAAGGACCUCAACUACAGGGAACACUUCCACUGCCUGGACUGCAACUCCAGGGUGUUUGUGAAGAAGGAGGAGAUGAUCCGCCACUUUAAGUGGCACAAAAAGCGAGACGAAUCCCUGCAGCACGGCUUCCUCCGCUACAGUCCCAUGGACGACUGCUCGGAAAAGUUCCCCAACUGUGCCCACAACAGGAAGCAGACGCAUUACCAUUGUCUAAAGGAUAACUGUGACAAGGUGUAUAUCAGCACAUCGGACGUACAAAUGCACGCGAAUUACCACCGCAAGGAUUCGGCCAUCAUUCAAGAAGGCUUCCAGAGGUUCCGUGCAACCGAGGACUGUAACACGCCGACGUGUCUCUUCUACGGGCAGAGGACCACGCACUUUCAUUGCCGCCGACCAGGAUGCAAGACCACCUUCAAGAACAAGGCUGAUAUCGAGAAGCACAAGACUUACCACAUCAAGGACGAGCAGUUGAACAAGGACGGCUUCAAGAAGUUCAUGAAACACGAGCACUGCUCGUACGAGAACUGUAGGUUCUCUCGCAUCUGCAACCACAUCCACUGCAUCCGGCCGGGGUGCAGCUACGUGCUCCAUUCCAGCGGGCAGCUGUACUCCCACAAGCGCAAACACGAGCGCCAGGACACCGAGAUGGCCUACCGCAAGUUCAAGCUGGCCCAGAGUAUGCUCAAGAGCUACGGGCAGCCCGGCGACCUACCUCCCGGAAUCACCGCCGAACAGCUGGCCCUGUGCGAGCAGAGCUUGAGCAGCUCGCCCGUGCAGAGCAUGUUCCCCGGUGGCAUACCCUCCGGAACGUCGCCGCUUCAGCAGGGUGCCAACGUCGGCACCGCUACGCCCGUGACGACUGCGUCUGGAGGAGUAGGAAGCCUGGGCCCCGUCGCUGACCCCAAGGGUUUCGUCGGGAACCACCACCAGCCGCAACAGCAGGCGCUGUCCUUCGACAGCAGCAAGCAGCUCGGCACCAUGGGCCUCAGCAGUAAUGGCGGUAGCGGCUCGGCACCGCAGCCCGGCGCGUCCGACGCGAGCCAGCAGCCCAAAGCGCACAACAUGCUCGACCCGGCGUUCUUGUCGGCGUUCCUGCCCAACGCAUCGGGCGUGGGCGCCGCCAUGCACCCGGGUCUGGCGUUCAACUUUGCGACCAGUCAGGGCUUUGGCAGCAGCGCGAAAGAGGACGAGGGCUGCGCGCCGCCGAGCAACGGUCAGCGGGCGCUCGACGCCGCCAGAGAUGCGGGAAAAGUGGAGGAGACCUGGCAGCGGUACAUGGUCAGGUACUCGCCAACGGAUCUAUGCCGACCCGAAUGCGAGUUUAUCUACCGCGAGCAUUAUCACUGCACCACCGACAACUGUUCCAUGAUUUUUCCUGGAAAAGAUAUUGGAGGAGUCCAAGAACAUGCAAAAAAUCACGAGCAUCAGGACCAGAUCACACAGUGCUUCUACCACACCGUGGGAAAGAGCAUUGAUGGAGAAUGCCCACCUGAUUGCCCCUUCACAUUAAAGGAAAAGCACUAUCAUUGCCAAUGGGAUGGUUGCAGGGACAUUGUGAGCAGUACUGACAAGCCCUUUCGGCGGCUGGACCACUACAAGAUGCACGAGUACACGACCAAGUUGAGCAUGUCUAGGGACCAUUUCAGUGCCAUCCCGUCAGUGCCCAUAGACGGUGUCUUCAGGCGCAAGAGGGGACGGCCACCAAAGAACCGCAUGAUUGAGUUCCCACUCGGCCCCACUUCACCCCACCUGUCACAAGCCAUCUACGCGAGCUUCAAACUUCCCAAGCCUGGAUCUAGUCAAAGCAUGCCGACCCUUUUCCCAACGUUCCAAGGGCCAGGCGGCACCGGCGGACUCCCUGGCAUGCCCGGUCCUUCCAGCAUGCCUCGCAUGCCACUGGGCUCCGGAGGGAUGGACUUUACAGUUGAGAACCAACAGGCACUGCAGUUCCUGCAGCAGCAUCAACACAUCCAGGAGAAGUUGUUGGAGCAACAGGAGAAACACUCUGCCGAACAAGCUGCUUUGAUGGCUGUUAAAGCCGAGCCGAAAGAGUCGUCGGAGCUGGAGAGCUACGGCGCCGCGCACUACGCCGACUCCGUCGCAGCCGACGACAAAUCCGUACACGAGGGCUUCUUCAUGUUUCCGGAGAACAGCGUGUGUCCGGACAGUCUGUGCGCCUUCCUGCGUCAGCGGCACUUCCACUGCGUCCAGGCGCGGUGUCACUACGUGACCGACCGGGAAGACAUCCUCGUGCUUCAUUCCAAAGACUUCCACGACAAUAUCGACAUCAUCGAGGGAUUCGUCUUCUACGACCGAAGCGUCGACUGCCGACUUCCCGGUUGCCACAGCAACAAGGUCAACAGGCACUUCCACUGCACGCGACCCAACUGCAACUACUCAUUCGUCCGCUACUCGACCAUGAGUCUGCACGAACAGAAGCACUGCAGUCCUCAGCAGCACACGCAACAGCAGCUUAACAGCUCACCCUUACCGGAGGAAGAGGAAGAAGGGCCUUCGCCUCCGAAGAAGAGGUCCUGCUCGAGCGACGACGACCGGACCGCUAGUCCCGCCGCUAGUGACAGCUCCCAGAAGACGGUCGUCAAGUCCGCCGGAACCUUCUACCCGCUCUCCGCCUUCACGAAUAGCGGCGGCAAUAGCAACAGCAACAACAACAACAACAAUAGCGGCGCAGGCAAGACGGUCAAUGACAGUGGGAGCCACAACGAAGACGAAGAUGCGGAGAAGGAAAGGUUGCGCACAAGUCCGGCUUCCAGCACGGCCUCUUCGCUGCCUGAUACGGACCAGCAACCGCUCAUGAAACUGCUGAUGAAGCCGACUAUGGGCAGCAUCCCAGUGGCCAACAUGAUUCCGGGUAUAGAAAGACACGUCAUGUUCAGCGAGUGUGAGAACUGCGGGAGACCCUUCUGCAAGAAGAAGAAGCGAGACCACUUUCACUGCAACAUUUGUAGUCAGGCUUUCUCGAGCUUUUCUCGGCUUCGACUCCACGUGGGAAAACAUUCGGGUGUACCGAGUCCCGUGCCCGUGUACCCCGACGGCCGCACGACACCUUUGUCUGGGCAGUCUUCUCCAGUGUCCUCAACGGCGCAGGGAGACUCGGACGCCGAUGAGGAGCAAGAGGCGUCGGCACCUGGGCGCGCCGACUCUCCCUCCUCGAAAAGGUCAUCGCCUGACCAGAGGCCUCAGGGACCUCCUCAACUAGUGCCUCAGGGCUACCAACCUCCCACUAGCACCACAUCGAACAGCAACAACGAGGAUCAGCAGCAGCAGCAACAUGCAUUCUUCAACACACCUCCAAAGCUGAGCCUGCAGAACAUACAGAACAUGCAGAAUAUGCAGAACAUGCAGCACAUGUUCUGGCCGCCCGUCUCGUCACCCGGCAUGAUACCGGGCAUGGCGCCCCUGAACCCGGCUCUGCUGGGCCUGGGAGACAUGGCGGGCCAUCCCAAUAUCGACCUGCAGCACCUAGCGCUCAUGUGCCCGUCGGGAGACAUCUUCUACAACUCGGCGAACCAGAUGAACGCUGCCGCGGCUGCCGCCGCUGCUGCUGCAGCGGCCGCCGCGGCGACCGACCAGAAGCGGCCCCUGUUCGGCAACUGCAAAGGCGAAGAACCGCUCACCAUGGUGAGCGAGGCGAAGCGCAUGAAGAUGCCCAGCCUACGCAUCCUCAAGGAUGAGCCGGUACCCGAGGGCUACGUCCGCUUCCGCUUCAACGAGGACUGCGGCUACCGGCACUGCGGCUAUCGCGAGCACCAGACGCACUUCCACUGCACUCGCAAGGACUGCGGCUACAGCUUCUGCGACAAGACGCGCUUCGUGCAGCACACGGCGCGACACGAGCGUCUCGACACGCUCAUGGGCGGCGACUUCCGCCAGUUCCGCGCCAACGUGCACUGCGGUCGCGCCGACUGCCCGCACGCCGCGAGCCAGGCGGCGGCCAACGGACCCGGCGGCAUGGGCAGCGGCAGCAACAAGGCGUCGCACUUCCACUGCCUCAAGUGCGACUUCGUCUGCACGGACACCAACAAGGUGGUCGCGCACCGCAGGCAGCACGCCAAGCUGGACAGCAUCAACGCCGCGGGCUUCGAGAAGUAUACGCCCUCGCAGAACUGCGGCGUCGACAGCUGCAACUACAACGCGAAGCAGACGCACUACCACUGCCUCAAGUGCCAAUACGCGGUGCUGGGCCUGUCGCAGAUGUCUUCGCACAAGUACCGCCACAUGGACUGAUUGACUGAUGGCGCUGACGGGCAGCGUCCGUGACGCGCUGCGCGAGCCGGUCCCGUGUACUCGGCACUUCUGUGGUGGUGGCUGAGAAGACUUGUCUCCUCUGCCCA
Rhipicephalus microplus (southern cattle tick) is the source of this 6527-nucleotide messenger RNA. Its product is annotated as zinc finger protein castor homolog 1-like. Gene Ontology annotation, biological process: positive regulation of transcription by RNA polymerase II; regulation of neuron differentiation. Lineage: Eukaryota; Metazoa; Arthropoda; Arachnida; Ixodida; Ixodidae. Gene Ontology annotation, molecular function: RNA polymerase II transcription regulatory region sequence-specific DNA binding; DNA-binding transcription factor activity, RNA polymerase II-specific. The record is from RefSeq and is a predicted model, not a curated record. Gene Ontology annotation, cellular component: nucleus.